Messenger RNA from Dichomitus squalens LYAD-421 SS1, 1344 nucleotides. Its product is annotated as glycoside hydrolase. Gene Ontology annotation, molecular function: chitinase activity. The coding region runs from base 1 to 1344 and encodes 447 amino acids. Gene Ontology annotation, cellular component: extracellular region. NCBI's taxonomy places the organism in Eukaryota, Fungi, Basidiomycota, Agaricomycetes, Polyporales, Polyporaceae. The record is from RefSeq and is a predicted model, not a curated record. Gene Ontology annotation, biological process: carbohydrate metabolic process. The transcript has 7 exons.
AUGCUUUCUUGGCUAACACCCUUACUUUCGGUCUGGUUCCUGAUGCUCCAUGCCGUGGCUUACGAUAAUUCGCGAAGCGACAACGUGAGUCCCUACUGGGGACAGAAUUCGUAUGGAGCCACCCACAGUGACAUUGCGAACUAUCAAAAGAAUCUCUCUUCGUACUGCCAGGAUGAUUCGAUCGACGCAAUUCCUUUGGCAUUUCUCAACGUAUUCUUCAGUGAUGGUAACUUGCCUUCUAUCGACCUCUCGAACAUCUGCAGCACUGUCGACUCUCCUAUCUUUCCGGACACGAAUCUUCCUGACUGCUCAUUCAUUGCGUCGGAUAUACAGACCUGCCAGUCCAAAGGCAAAAUUGUCACGAUCUCACUAGGGGGUGCGACUGGCGGCGCAGGGUUUUCCUCAGCAGAUCAGGCCACCUCGUUUGGCGAUACCAUCUGGAACCUAUUCCUUGGUGGGACGAGCGAUACCCGUCCUUUCGGCAGCGCUGUUCUCGACGGUAUUGACUUGGACAUCGAAGGUGGCUCCACUCAGUACUUCGACUCGUUCGUGAACCGCAUCCGCACCCUUGCACAAGGCUCGAGCAAGCAGUAUUAUGUCACCGCUGCUCCUCAGUGCCCAUUCCCGGAUGCCUACCUUUCCACGGUUUUGAACGCCGUCGCAUUCGACGCUGUCUACGUGCAGUUCUACAAUAACUUCUGCGGACUGACGAACUAUAACAACCCUAACGCAUGGGACUUCGACCAGUGGGACACCUGGGCAAAGACAGUCGCGAUCAACAAAGACGUCAGGGUUUACAUCGGUGCUCCCGCUUCCCCUUCUGCUGCCGGCUCUGGAUAUAUCGACGCAGCUACCCUGGGCAAGAUUGCCGUUGCGACGCGCAGCAACUAUUCCUCGUUCGGCGGUAUCAUGCUCUGGGACGCUUCGCAAGCAUUUGCGAACGAUCGCUUCGACCAAGCUAUCAAGAACGCGGUUCGUCAGGGUGGCAGCGGCGGUGGCGGCGCGACCUCUAGCCCCGUCACCGUCUCUGUUCCUUCCACCACUAUGAGGUCUAUAUCAAGCCCAGUCUCUAGCACGACGGUAGACUCUGCGACGACUACACUCUCGACGACGAGCGCCAUCUCCUCUACCCAAGUCUCCCUCACGACGCCUGUCUCCUCCGCGACGUCAGUUUCUGCUACGACUGCACCUUCAAUCACGAUCCCGGUCUCCAUCACAUCUACGCCCAUCAGUACGCCAUAUACCACAUCCUUCGCGUCAAGCACUACUGUAAGCGCAAGCUCAUGCGCAAACGCCGCCUCCUGGAUCGCCCAGACCGCCGUGAGUCCCCCCAAGUGUCCAUAG